Molecule: messenger RNA, 746 nt
Organism: Brassica napus (rape)
Lineage: Eukaryota; Viridiplantae; Streptophyta; Magnoliopsida; Brassicales; Brassicaceae
Exons: 3
Coding region: 1-489 (162 amino acids)
Source: RefSeq, a predicted model, not a curated record
AUGAACCGCUUUGCUUACCCUGAAGCUUGGAAAUUUCCCUCACAUCCAUUGCGUUUUAUACCGCUUCUUGAUGUGGUAUUUAGAGAUGAAUUUGUCGUGGUUGAGGAGUCAUGGCAACCAAGACGUGGUGAUGAAGAAGAAGUUCAUAUGCAAAAUGAUUUACAUGAUCUUGGUGAUAUGGAACAAGAUGACACAGCCUGGUUAGAAACUACAAUGAAAGAUACUCCGAAUGUUAUCGAGACAAAUCAUGUAAUGCCGUCACAACAAAUUAUGAAAGAUACAUCUCGCCGAAAGCGUAAGCGCAAUCCGGUAGACUCGACGCUCGAUCGUAUUGCUGCGACCAUGGAAGACCGAAAUGGUAUUCUAGAACAGAUGGCAUCAUCUACAUCUAAAUCAAAGUCAACAAAUGCAACUGAGGAAUGUAUGGCUCUUGUUGUCAAAUGUGUGAGAGGAGUACCUGAUCUAAUUCCUAUAUUGGGCAUCACUUGACCUUAUUGCAACAAAUGAUGUUGUGCGAGGCUUAUUUAUGGCUCUUCCUGAUGAUGAGAAACUACCUUUUUUGAAACGUCAAACUAAGGAGUCCCGUAACGAUUUUUUUGAUGAUUAGCUUUAGUUGUUCUUUUCAAUGGGAAUUGUGCUUUUAUGUUUGCAUGAAACAAUAAUCAUGCCACUAAUUUAAUUGCUUUUAGUUAUUAUUUAUUAUUUUGUUAUUGGAUUUUAAGUUUAUUAUUUUUAAUUAUAAAUUU